CGAUAUAAGCAUCAUUCUUUAUAUUUGAUUGUAAAGAAAAGUAGAUACAUUUUAUAGCAAUUCACUAUUUCUACAAGUGUUACGGAAAUGAUGUGAUAUAUUUGAUAUUCUUCCCUUGUAGCCCUGAGUUGUUCGACGCCGUUCAAAAAGAACUAGGCGAUCUGAGAGCCUCCGCAAUGAAAAAUUUUACGAUUCAAGUAGACGAGUCAAAUAUUCUUACUUGGCAAGGCCUUAUAUUGCCGGACAAUGCUCCUUAUAAUAAAGGAGCAUUUCGAAUUGAAAUCAAUUUUCCUGCAGAAUAUCCCUUCAAACCACCUAGAAUAAAUUUCAAAACAAAAAUCUAUCAUCCAAAUGUAGAUGAAAAAGGACAAGUAUGUUUACCUAUUAUAAGUGCUGAAAAUUGGAAACCAGCAACAAAAACAGAUCAGGUGAUACAAGCUUUAAUAGCUUUAGUAAAUGAUCCUGAGCCAGAGCAUCCAUUAAGAGCAGACCUGGCUGAAGAAUUUCUCAAAGAUAGAAAGAAAUUCCUAAAAAAUGCAGAAGAUUUUACAAAAAAGCACGCAGAAAAAAGGCGAGAAUCAUCAUCCUCGAACGAAUAAUCCCAAAUGGUAGGCCUUUCUCACCACGAUGCCUGCCACCUCAGUUAAUUCAUUGCGAGUCGAUUUAUGCCGGUCUGUCAUAUGUGGAAUCGAGAAUGCCCGUGUACAGUAUUGGUCGAUAACGAGGAUAUGAAUAUAUGCAAAUUGUAAUGUUUAAUAAGGUGGAAAGAACUUUUCAGAGCAAAGUAAAUUAUAAUAAAAUAACUGUAUGAUAUUGUAAACAAGUCUUAUACUGUAUUUUAAUUUUUAAGUUUGAGUAGAUUGUCAUCAUAAUUGCACACAAGCUAAUUUCAAAGAAUUCUGAACACAGAACCAUCAUAUAUUACAUUUCGCGAAUUUUUAUAGUAUGUAUUGAAAUGGCGUCUAUAUAUUGAAGAUUUAUGGCAAUUAAAAAAAAAAUAUUUUAAUUAAAUAUUAACAAACAAAUGAAUUAUGAAAAAAAGAAAGCAACAUGCUUUCCCCACUUUUAACAAAAGUUGUUUGUUUAUGUAGUUUAUGUUCCUAUUUAUUUUCAUAAUUAUAUAUGUAGCAUUUUGAAUAGUAUAAUCUACUUUAUUCAACAUUUAUAUGCUUGUAGAAGACAGAUUUAAGUAACAUAAUUGUUCACAAAUAUUUGACGCUAUUAUCUAGAACAGUGUUUCUCAAAAUGUGGUAUGUGUAUCCCUUGGAUAUACGCGGUAAAGAAGUUUUUAGAUACGCCGUGAAAGCUCUAACAAAACUAAAAAGAAAAUCUUGAUACGCUCCUGAAGUAUAGAUCAAACUUUCUGGGACAUUCUGUAUGUAGUUCAUGAAUACAAAAUUUGAUGUGUGUAUAUAUGCAUGUUUUAUUUUAUUCCCAUUGUUAUAUUAUGCUAUAGGUUUAUCUACCUAUACAAGAGGUACGCCGGUUACAUAUAUAUGCCCGAAAAUAUGUAUAAGUUAAAAGUUUGAGAAACACUGUCUUAAAGAGUUGUUUUAGAAAAUUGAUGUCUAUUGUAGAUACUCGUCAUCAACGUACGAAUCAUAUUUAUAUUAAUUGCCAUAAUUUUUAUGAUUUUUCUAACUUUAUCUUUGCACUGUUAUAUCCAGCACGUAAUGGAGAUGACAAUAUUAUGAACUUAUACAUUCUCUUGAUAAUGGAUAAUGAUAAUUUUUCUUCACUUUAGUUAAUUUUUAUUUAAGAAGAUUGCAAACUAUUUCUAUAUAUUUCUUGUAACUUAUAAAUGCUUUUCAAAAAAUCUACUUUUACAGUAGUAUACUUUACAAAGAAACCUAUGUAGAUGUACAAGAAGAUGGUAUUUAAUAUUACAAUAUGACAUAACAUAAAAAAUAUAUAUACUUCUUUAUAUCAUCUAAAUCGUAAUGAACUUCAAAAAAAUAUAUAAAUACACAAGAAUAAUAAGAACAUUGAACUUCCAUAAAAUGUGUAUUUUUUAAAUAAGAAUUAUAGUUUGAGAUAAUAAUAUACACACAGACACUUUUUCUAUUGAAGGUAAAAAUAAGGUGCUAUUAAAUGUUUUUUUUCCGUAUAAUAAAUAAUAUCAAAGCUAUAUAUGAAAAUAAAAUUGUAUAUUUACAUUAACGACACUACUUUAUAUCGUUCUCAUCGAUAAAAACAUUGAUUUAUUAAAUUUAUUUCUGGAAUUUCUGAUAAAAACAGAUUAAUAAAGAUUAAUAUUAUUAUUCGACCAGUUAUAAAAAUGUGUAGUGCUAGUGAAAGCAUUGUAAGAUUUUUUGUUUUCAUUAUAAAUAUUAUUUAUACGAUCGCGUUAUAUCGUACAAAUUAUUUCAAGAAUAAAUAAAAUGAAUUUUCUCGAUUAA
This is a messenger RNA of Vespula vulgaris, 2399 nucleotides long. RefSeq names its product ubiquitin-conjugating enzyme E2 L3-like (gene Ubc10). Gene Ontology annotation, molecular function: ubiquitin conjugating enzyme activity. Lineage: Eukaryota; Metazoa; Arthropoda; Insecta; Hymenoptera; Vespidae. The transcript is spliced from 4 exons. Gene Ontology annotation, cellular component: nucleus. The record is from RefSeq and is a predicted model, not a curated record. The coding region runs from base 177 to 599 and encodes 140 amino acids. Gene Ontology annotation, biological process: ubiquitin-dependent protein catabolic process; protein polyubiquitination.